AUGCACAAGACUACACUCCUUGGACUUUUGGCCUCGAGCCCUGUCUCGGCCCAGCUUCACAGCCUGGCGCAGGCCGCUGGACUCAAGUACUUCGGCUCAGCUGUCGAUAACGGAUAUAUCAGCGAUGCGCCCUACAGCAAGCUAGCUGACGACGUUGAGGAGUUUGGACAGCUCGUUCCGGAGAACGGACAGAAGUGGGAGACUGUUGAGCCCAAGCAGGGUGAUUUCGUUUACACGACUGCUGAUGUUGUCCCGGAUCUUGCGAAGAAGAAUGUUUCCGAUGGUGCUUUCUCUGCUGAGGAGCUCACUGAGGUCAUCGAGGCUCAUAUUGCCAACGUUGUUGAGCACUACAAGGGUGAUUGUUACGCUUGGGAUGUGGUCAACGAGGCCAUCGAUGACAGCGCCGAGUGGCGAGACAGCGUCUUCUCCCGCACUCUGGGAACUGACUUCCUUGGCAUCUCCUUCAAGGCUGCCCGCAAGGCCGAUCCCGCUGCCAAGCUGUACUACAACGACUACAACCUUGAGCAGAACGGUGCCAAGACCGACAAGGCUGUCGAGCUUGUCAAGCUUCUCCAGAAGGAGGGCGCCCCCAUCGACGGUGUUGGUUUCCAGGGUCAUCUGAUCGUCGGCGAGACUCCUUCUCGCUCUGAGCUCGCUGCCACUUUCAAGCGCUUCACUGAUCUCAACGUUGAGGUCGCCAUCACCGAGCUUGACAUCCGCCACGAGUCUGUUCCCGCUACCGCCUCUCAGCUCAAGACUCAGGGAGAUGAGUACGCCGAUGUUGUUGGUGCCUGCCUCGACACCAAGGGCUGUGUUGGUGUUACCGUCUGGGGUAUCACUGACAAGUACAGCUGGAUCCCCGGUGUCUUCGAGGGUAACGGCGAGGCUCUUCUCUACACCGAUGACUACGAGAAGAAGCCCGCCUGGACCAGUGUCUCCAGCCUUCUCGCCGCUGCUGCCACGGGAGCCCCUACCGGCAGUUCGGUUGCCCCCGUUGAGACUACUGCCCCCGCUACAACCCUCGAGACCAAGACCAAGCCCGUCUACACUGUCCCUGGCACUACGAACUACAUGAACACCACCGCUCCUCAGACCGAGCAGACCCGCACUGCUCUUGCUACUGAGACUGAUGAUAACGAUGAUGACUGUGCCGAAACCGAUGCCCCCUUCCCUACAUAUGCCAUUCCCACCAACGGAACCCAGGUCUAUCCUACCAAGGCUCCUGUCGACGAUGACUCCGAUGAUGACUGCGCCGAGACUGACGCCUCUUUCCCCACAUACGCUGUCCCCACCAACGGAACUCAGGUUUACCCUACUAAGGCUCCCGUUGACGAUGAUGACUGUGCUGAGACUGAGGCUCCCAUUCCUACUCAAGCCCCUGCCCCCUCUGGUGAUUGCGAAGAGGACGACGGCGAGUUCGAGCCCACUGUCGCUGCCGUCGAGUCCACCGCUCGCGUCCCCGUCGUCCGCAGCAGCUCAGCCUACACCUAUAAGUGGAACACCGAGACAGCCGCUCCUCAAGUUCCCGCUCCCACAGGCACUGCCCCCGCUUACCCCGUUGGAACUGGCUCUGGCGGUGUUGUCAAGCACUACUACCAGUGCGGUGGUAAGAACUACAAGGGACCUACCGAGUGUGAGAAGCCCUACAAGUGCGUCGAGCACAACGAGUACUACUUUCAGUGCGUUUAA
Fusarium musae is the source of this 1689-nucleotide messenger RNA. RefSeq lists its product as uncharacterized. Gene Ontology annotation, biological process: carbohydrate metabolic process. The record is from RefSeq and is a predicted model, not a curated record. The coding region runs from base 1 to 1689 and encodes 562 amino acids. Gene Ontology annotation, cellular component: extracellular region. Gene Ontology annotation, molecular function: hydrolase activity, hydrolyzing O-glycosyl compounds; cellulose binding. The transcript has 3 exons. Lineage: Eukaryota; Fungi; Ascomycota; Sordariomycetes; Hypocreales; Nectriaceae.